This is a messenger RNA of Metarhizium album ARSEF 1941, 1194 nucleotides long. Its product is annotated as thaumatin family protein. Lineage: Eukaryota; Fungi; Ascomycota; Sordariomycetes; Hypocreales; Clavicipitaceae. The transcript is spliced from 2 exons. Gene Ontology annotation, biological process: defense response. The record is from RefSeq and is a predicted model, not a curated record. The coding region runs from base 1 to 1194 and encodes 397 amino acids. Gene Ontology annotation, cellular component: extracellular region.
AUGAGUCGACUAUUGUUCAUCUUUGUUACCUUUGCGUCCCUCGUUCCAGCAGCUCACCUGGGAAUGCCGACUCACAGAAAAGCACACUGGCAGGCCGAGUUCUUCCGCCAUACGAAACGGCAAAUCCCCGCAAAACGAGGUCCUCCCGAGGAUUGGGAGGAUAAAGUGCCGCUUGUUGUGACCAACAAAUGCGAAACAACAAUCUGGCCUGGCAUUGCCACCCAGUCCGGUACUGGCCCCGGAACUGGGGGUUUCGAAUUGGCGCCCGGAAACAACAAGACUCUGUGGGUCGCGGCAGAUUGGCAGGGACGCGUUUGGGGGAGGACGAAUUGCACAGUCAAUGGCGAGUCGUGUGCGUGCAAAACUGGAGACUGCUUCUCCAAGCUUGACUGCGAGUUCAGUGGAGCAACCCCUGCCACGCUUGCAGAGUUCAACCUGGCCGGCGGCGUGAAUGGCAUGCAAACAUUCUACGAUAUAUCUUUGGUUGACGGCUACAAUCUCCCCGUGGGCAUCAGCUACAUCCCUGGCAAGAACACAACAUAUAUCCCCCCAAAUUUGACAAACUGUGCGUGCAUUGCAACGGCCGGCUGGCUCUCCAGCAACGCCAAGACUGGCACAUUUUAUGCCAACUCUACGUUCCCAGUUCCCUUGGAACCAGAUGAGACAAACCAAAGCAUCGAGAACUGGUGUCCGUGGCCCAAUCUCGCCUUUCCCCCCACUAAGCCUGGGGACGGCGUGUACCCGUAUCCAGACGACAACAUCCAACGGCCCGCAUUUUCACCUUGCAACAGUGCCUGUGCAGCAAGCGGCUCGGAUGAAGAUUGCUGUGUCGGAAAGUACCAUGACCCAAAUGUUUGCAAGCCAUCGAGCUACAGCAAAGCAGUCAAGACGGUCUGUCCCGACGCAUACAGCUUUGCCUUUGACGACCAAAAGUCAACUUUCAUCAUCCCAAAGGGAGGUGGCUGGGAGGUGGUCAUGUGUCCUUCCGGUCGGUCGACUGAUAUUUUACGACAGCUGGGCAAAGAGUUAUUCGAGUUGGCAAGCGGCGGCAGCCUGUCAAUGCGGUCUAUAAGGAUGCUCCGGAACACCAGUUACGUCGAAACUGGCAAGGGAGCAGCUGGCGGGUUGACGCCGUCAACGGGACUGACGGCCGCUCUGCUAGCUUCACUCAUUGCUUUUCUAGUCAUGGCAUGA